Messenger RNA from Ilex paraguariensis (yerba mate), 1068 nucleotides. NCBI's taxonomy places the organism in Eukaryota, Viridiplantae, Streptophyta, Magnoliopsida, Aquifoliales, Aquifoliaceae. The record is from the annotation of a GenBank genome assembly.
AUGGGUUGGGACAAAUUUGUUGUUGAACUGCAUCAUGGGGGAAAGUUCAUGUGGACACCAAAAAUUGUUUACAAAGGUGGUAUUGUAAGUAUGAUUGAAGAUUGUGAACCAGACAAAUUUUCUUUGCUUGAGAUUAUAGACAUGUAUGUAACAGUAGGAGGAGAAGAGGUGAAUGUUGACAUAUAUUAUAGGGUUCCUGGGUACAGUUUGGACAUGGGAGUAAAGCAAAUGAGGUCAGACUGUGAUGUUAUCGAGUUACUAAAAUGUUAUGAAGACCUGCCAGUAGUUGUAAUAUACAUUGAUGAAGUUGACGUUAAUGUCAACGAACAGACUCAAAACAGUGAUACACUUGAGACUGAUUCUAAUAAUAGUGACUAUGUACUGAAUACCUCUGAAUGUUAUGACAGUGACGAGUAUAGUGAGGACCCUAGUUGGAUUUAUGAAGACCUAGAAGGUCCAGAUGAUGAUGACAUUUUUAGAAGUGACUUUCCACCUAAUGGGGCUGAAGCGUCUGUUAAUCAAGAUGUUGGACAAUCUCAAUCAACUCUAAAUGUGCAAGUGGAUGAGGAAUGGUGUGCUGAGAUAGGAAAUGAAGAGGAGCUACUUAGUCUAAAAGGGUCAUCUGAUGAAGAAGCCUCUACUGCUCCUGUCGCCAAUGUUGCUGCCUCCAAUGCUGUUGCUGCCUCAAUUGCUGCUGCUGCCUCUAGUGCUGAUGGUCAAGCCUCCACUGGUGCUGCCUUAAUUGCUCCUGCCACCAAUGUUGCUGCCUCCAAUGCUGUUGCUGCCUCAACUGCUGCUACCUCAAAUGUUGCAGCUGCCUCUAGUGCUGAUGGUCAAGCGUCCACUGCUGCACCCUCCACUAAUGGUGAAGCCUCAACUACUGCUGCNUGUAGACCUAUUAUAGCCUCCACUGAUGGUCCAGCCUCAAUUACUGUUGCCUCCACUGCUCUUGUCACCAAUGUUGCUGCCUCCAAUGCUACUACUGCCUUUAGUGCUGAUGGUCAAGCCUCUACUGCUCCUGUCGCCAAUGUUGCUGCCUCCAANGUGCAAUUUUCAAUCCUUCUCUAG